AUGGAAGCAACCAAACUUUCAAUCCCUACGCUCCAUUGCCGGCCAUUUUCUUCCACAUCGCCACGCCGCAGAAGGCGCGUUAACCUAAAUACUGCGGCAGCAAGCGGAGGAACAAGCGGACGAGAUCACUGGGGCAGGCUGGUGGACGAGAACAUGAUUGCGCUCCGGUUGCGGAUUAGGGAGAUGAAGAUCUCAGAGACGAAUUACGAGCCACCUUUGAACUGGAUGGAGUGGGAGAAGCAAUAUUUCUCGCGUUACAACGAGGAUAUUUCUGAAGCAUUAGGGUUGCUGCAAAAUUAUUUGAUGAAUACUAGGCCAGGUUUGGCUUUUGGGAUGGUAGCACUUGUUUUUUUUAGUGUACUCAUAGCUUCUGGGGUGGCCUUCAUUCAAGCAAUAGAGAUAGCUAAGAGGUUCUUAUCGAUCUGGGUUUAA
Molecule: messenger RNA, 432 nt
Organism: Carya illinoinensis
Lineage: Eukaryota; Viridiplantae; Streptophyta; Magnoliopsida; Fagales; Juglandaceae
Exons: 1
Coding region: 1-432 (143 amino acids)
Source: RefSeq, a predicted model, not a curated record